Molecule: messenger RNA, 4097 nt
Organism: Tachyglossus aculeatus (Australian echidna)
Lineage: Eukaryota; Metazoa; Chordata; Mammalia; Monotremata; Tachyglossidae
Gene: CPNE8
Product: copine 8
Exons: 21
Coding region: 1-2553 (850 amino acids)
Biological process (GO): cellular response to calcium ion
Cellular component (GO): plasma membrane
Molecular function (GO): calcium-dependent phospholipid binding
Source: RefSeq, a predicted model, not a curated record
AUGGGCCCGCCCCGCCCUUCCUCCACACUCCGUCCCCUAGGCCCCGCCCACACCUCAGCCCCGCCCAAUCACAGAUCCCACCGCCCUCCGUGGGCCCCGCCCCACUCAACACUUCGUCCCCUAGGCCCCGCCCACAGAGCAGCCCCGCCCAAUCAACAGGCCCCGCCGCCCUCCCUCGGCCCCGCCCCUCCGCCGCGGAUUGGCCCCGCCCACACCUCAGCCCCGCCCAAUCACAGAUCCCACCGCCCUCCGUGGGCCCCGCCCCCCUCCACACCCCGUCCUCUAGACCCCGCCCACACAGCAGCCCCGCCCAAUCACAGGCCCCGCCUCCCUUCCCCGGCCCCGCCCCUCAGGCGCGGAUCGGCUCGGCGUUCCGAAGCCCCGCCUCCUCUGUCCUCGGCCCCGCCCCCUCCGUGGGCCCCGCCCCGCCCCUCCUACGCUCUCCGUCCCCUAGUCCCCGCCCACACAGCAGCCCCGCCCAAUCACAAGCCCCCGCCGCCCUCCCUCGGCCCCGCCCCGCUCCCCACUCCGUCCCCUAGGCCCCGCCCACCCCGCAGCCCCGCCCAAUCACAAGCCCCCGCCGCCCUCCCCGCGGCCCCUCCCCGCUCCCCACUCCGUCCCGUAGGGCCCCGCCCACCCCGCAGCCCCGCCCAAUCACCGACCCCCGCCGCCCUCCCUCGGCCCCGCCCCUCGGCCGCGGAUUGGCUCGGCGUCCCCGGGCCCCGCCCCCUCGGUCCUCGGCCCCGCCCCCCGCGGUCCCGCUCUCCGGUCGGUCCCGCGGUCGGUCCCGCGGUGCGGUGCGGUGCGGUGCGGUGCGUUUCGGGGAUGUCCUCCGGCAUGGACAGCCGCUUCGGGACCGGACCCGUCCCCGUCCCCAUCCCCGUCCCCGGAGACUUCAACCCGCUCAGCGCCGCCGCCAUCCCCGCCACCCGGGUGGAGCUGUCCGUGUCCUGCAGAAACCUUUUGGACAGAGACACAUUUUCCAAAUCUGAUCCAAUCUGUGUCUUAUACAUACAAGGCGUUGGAAACAAAGAAUGGAGAGAGUUUGGAAGAACAGAAGUAAUUGACAAUACUUUAAAUCCAGAUUUUGUGAGGAAAUUCAUACUGGACUACUUUUUUGAAGAGAGAGAGAACCUACGUUUUGACCUGUAUGAUGUGGAUUCAAAGAGCCCCAAUUUAUCCAAACAUGAUUUUCUGGGUCAGGUGUUUUGCACAUUGGGAGAAAUUGUUGGAUCUCAGGGGAGCAGACUGGAAAAGACGAUAGUAGGAAUUCCAGGGAAGAAAUGUGGAACAAUAAUUCUCACAGCAGAAGAGCUGAACUGUUGUAGGGAUGCUGUCUUGAUGCAAUUUUGUGCCAACAAAUUAGAUAAGAAGGACUUCUUUGGGAAAUCGGAUCCUUUUUUGGUCUUUCAUCGAAGCAAUGAAGAUGGCAGUUUUACGAUCUGCCAUAAAACAGAAGUUGUCAAAAACACCCUGAAUCCAGUAUGGCAGGCAUUCAAGAUCUCAGUCAGAGCAUUGUGUAAUGGAGACUACGAUAGAACUAUCAAAAUAGAAGUAUAUGACUGGGAUAGAGAUGGAAGUCAUGAUUUCAUUGGAGAAUUCACAACCAGUUAUAGAGAACUGUCCAGGGGGCAAUCGCAAUUCAAUGUUUAUGAGGUGCUAAAUCCCAAAAAGAAAGGAAAAAAGAAAAAGUAUAUUAAUUCUGGAACGGUAACAUUACUUUCCUUUCUGGUGGAAACGGAGGUUUCAUUCCUUGACUAUAUUAAAGGAGGAACCCAGAUCAAUUUCACAGUGGCCAUUGAUUUCACAGCAUCAAAUGGCAACCCUGCCCAGCCCACAUCUCUUCACUAUAUGAACCCUUACCAGCUGAAUGCGUAUGGCAUGGCACUGAAGGCCGUGGGAGAAAUUGUUCAAGAUUAUGACAGUGAUAAAAUGUUUCCAGCCCUAGGCUUUGGAGCGAAACUGCCUCCGGAUGGUAGGAUAUCGCAUGAAUUUGCUUUGAAUGGAAACCCACAAAAUCCCUACUGUAAUGGCAUUGAGGGAGUAAUGGAGGCUUACUACAGGAGUCUGAAAUCUGUCCAACUUUAUGGCCCCACAAACUUUGCCCCUGUAAUUAAUCAUGUAGCAAGAUAUGCUUCUUCAGUAAAAGAUGGUUCCCAGUAUUUCGUUCUUCUGAUUGUUACAGAUGGAGUUAUCUCAGACAUGGCUCAAACAAAGGAAUCUAUUGUUAAUGCCUCCAAGCUUCCCAUGUCAAUAAUUAUAGUGGGAGUUGGACCAGCAGAAUUUGAUGCUAUGGUUGAAUUGGAUGGAGAUGAAGUCAGAGUCUCCUCCAGAGGAAAAUACGCAGAAAGGGAUAUCGUGCAGUUUGUGCCAUUCAGAGACUACAUCGACCGAAGCGGAAACCAUAUCCUGAGCAUGGCUAGACUGGCAAAAGAUGUCCUAGCUGAAAUCCCGGAUCAAUUUCUGUCAUACAUGAGGGUCAGAGGAAUCAAGCCAUCACCUGCACCUCCUCCAUACACCCCACCGUCACAUGUAUUACAGACUCAGAUCUGACCAUGUUCCCUAAUGGCGUGCUCCGGGUCAGAUGCUCCCAUGAGGAAACGGGGAAGGUAACCCUUUUCCCCUGUCGGUACCACGUGGUGGGUUUCCUGGGAUCCCAAAUCGAUUCUCUUCGUAAACCAAAACUGUAAAUACGGUUGCAUGAGCAACUGAAAAGUUGUUGACUGCUUGAAGCAAAACGUGGAUGUCUUCUCUCGUCUUAUUUCUGACAGGAAAAGCUAGUUUCCGAUGUAUUGUGGAGAAAAAGCACAAACCAUGUUUUUAAUUCAAACAGUAUCGUCGUCUUUGACUGCUCUGUAUAUAGGAAUGCCGUUCUUACGUAUCAAUGUUUACAUGUUACUACUUUUUAAAUUUCAAUACUUUUAUAACUGUUCCUAAGAUUAAGAGUUUUGAAUAUUGAAAACUAUGUCUUCUAACUUGCAAUAGAUAGAACCACGGGAAGAGCAAUAUCUCUUUGAACCAUUGUCCGGACAAAUACGAUCGCAAACAAGGGAAGGACGAUAAACAUUUGUAUUUCUCUGUGGCUCAAUCGUCUCGUUGGCCCUCAGACGCUUAGAAAUCAGUUCAUCUCUCUCAGUCAGAUACGUUCAGUGGGUCUAAUCUCAAAUGGGAACACUGCUCUGCGCACAGUGAGCGCUCAAUAAGUACGAUUGGAUGAAUGGAAGGACAUACAUUUUUCACAGAUUGUCUCCUAAAUUUGGAGCGCAGUCAGUUUACAUUUUAAACGGUUGGCAGCCUACUGAGAAUAAGUUUAAACGUGGUUGAACUGUAAUUCCAGAAACAAUCAAACUUUAUAAAAAUGGACUUUUUUGUAUCAUAACUUAGAAAACCAAUAGUAUGAUUGUUUAAAAGUUGGUGGGCUGCUCCAGGCUUUCUGUUAUACUAUAUAUUGUCUAGAUAUUUCUAUUCAAAGGGAUACCGGCUCUCGAUAUUUGGAGUCUUUGCUAUUACCUGUCCACAUUACCAUGCAGGCUACGCAGGUUGGGAGUGAGUGCUUAGUACGGUGUUCUGCACACAGUAAGCGCUCAAUAAAUACGAUUGAAUGACUGAAUUUAGUAAAUCGAUCAGUUAAACAUUCACUGCCAUGUGAUUUUAUGCACAAUGAAUAUAUGUGCUAGACUACUCGCGUAUUAGGAUAUGCCUGGUCAUAAUUAACCGAAGAAUCUUUUGCAUGUACAGUUUUUAUAAGAAUUACAGUUUUGUGAAUUAGUGUCAAAAUUGAAGCAUUUCUUUAGAACAAAUGGCCUUAAAAUCACACAGAAUUCCUGGAAACAAUUGCGAAUUGCCUUCGAAUAAUGGAAAGGUGUAUUUUUCUUUUGUGUCAACAUUGUAAUUGCUUUGUAAUGUAUUUUUUCAUUUACUACUUCGUUUAUUUCUACCGUAUGUUGUACUUUCUGUCUCAUAUUAACUCACGAUGACUUUUUUAAGCAUGAAAAAGAUUUUGCUGAAAUAAUACACUCACACAUAUCUACAGUAUCAAUGGACUAGAACGAUGUAAUGCAAAACUGUCCCUUUUUAAAUCUAUAUUAAACUCUUUA